UGACGCACCCUCCGCUCCGCGGCUGCUCCCAGACUUCCCUGCGCGCCGCCCCGCACCGUCGAGCCGCUGAACGCCCGGAUCUCCCGCACCCCGCGCGCCGGAGUCCCGCCAUGAGUCCCGCAGAGCCGAGCGGGGGCUGAGGCCGGACCGGAGCGGAGCCGGGGGGGGGCGAUGCCUCCCGCCCGACGCUCGAGCCUUCCUGGAAGCUGCGCCGCUCCGCGCGCCGCCGUGAGGGACUGUGAGCGCGCGCUGCGGCGGAUCCGUGCGGGACAGCUAUGAAGAGCCUGCAGGAGCCCCGGGAGGACGGGCACGGGCACGGGCACGCGCCCGGCCCGGACCUGAAGACGGCCCGGCUGUGGAGGGACGCCGCGCUGCGCUCCCGGAAGCUGCGCAGCGACCUGCGCCACCUGACGCUCUGCGCCAAAGACAACCGCCUCGCGCUGCCGGACGACCUGGGCCACGUGGAGGCGCUCGACCUGGGAAACAACGGCCUGCGCGAGCUGCCCGACGCGCUGGGCCCCGCCCUCGGCAACCUGCGCGUGCUGGUGCUGCGCAGGAACAAGCUCUCUGCGCUGCCGCGCGCGGUGCUGGAGCUGGGCCGGCUGCUGGAGCUGGACCUGAGCCACAACCUCCUGCGGGGCCUGCCGGACGGGCUGGGCCGCCUGGCGGCGCUGCAGAAGCUGUGCGUCAGCCACAACGCCAUCCAGCAGCUGCCGGUGCAGCUGGGGGCGCUGCGGGCGCUGGAGGAGCUGGACCUGAGCUUCAACCAGCUGCGGGAGCUGCCCGCCUCCUUCGCCCAGCUGGCCCGCCUGCGCACGCUGGACGCCGACCACAACCGGCUGGGCCGCUUCCCGGCCGAGGCGCUGGCGCUGGGCGAGCUGGAGGAGCUGGACUGCUCCGGGAACCCGUUCCGGGCCCUGCCGGCCGACGUGGCCCGGCUGCGCGCCGCCAAGGUGCUGUGGCUGAGCGGCCUGGGCGUGGCGGCGCUGCCCGACGGCUUCUGCGACCUGCGGCGCCUGGAGAGCCUGAUGCUGGACGGGAACCGCCUGGCCGCGCUGCCGCCGGCGUUCGGCCGCCUGCAGAGCCUCAAGAUGCUCAACCUGUCCUCCAACGAGUUCCGGGACUUCCCCGAGGCGGUGCUGAGCAUCGCCGGCCUGGAGGAGCUGUACCUGAGCCGCAACCGGCUGAGCCGGCUGCCCCGGGACAUCGCCCGGCUGGAGAACCUGGUCAACCUGUGGCUGGACAACAACGUCCUGACGCACCUGCCGGACGCCAUCGUGGAGCUGCGGCGGCUGGAGGAGCUGGUCCUGCAGGGGAACCAGAUCGCCGUGCUGCCGGAGGACUUCGGCCGGCUGUCCAGGGUCAACAUCUGGAAGGUGAAGGGCAACCCGCUGGUGCAGCCGCCGUACGAGGUGUGCCUGAAGGGCGUGCCCUACAUCGCGCUGUACCAGCAGGAGCUGGCGCGCUCGCAGCUCGCCGUCAAGCCGCGCCUCAAGCUGGUGCUGUUGGGCCGGAGCGGCGCCGGCAAGACCCGGCUGAGGCGGAGCCUGGUGGGCGGCGCCGGGGCCCCGGGGACCCGCGGCGUGGAGGUCACGCCCUGGACGGCAGACGCCGCGCGCCACCUGACCUUCCUGGUGUACGACCUGUCGGGGAGGCGGGACUACGACCUCAUCCAGCCCUUCUUCCUGUCCCCCGGCGCCCUCUACGUCCUCGCCGUCAACAUGAAGACGUACUCGCCCCGGGACUUCUACGCCCACGUGGGCUACUUCCUGCGCCUGCUGGCCGCCAAGGUGCCGGACGCCGUGGUGGUGCUGGUGGGGACGCACGCCGACCUGUGCGGCGAGGCGGAGCUGGAGGAGCGCGGCCUGGACAUCCACCGGCAGAUCGGCCUGCAGGAGCGGCGCGACGUGCAGAGCCUGCGGGGCCUGGUGCAGCAGGUGGACCGCGCCCUGGAGCAAGGCGCCGGCGUGCGCGCCUCCAGCCCGCACGCCCCCUUCUACGCCGUGUCCGACCGGAACCUGCGGCGGCGCAGGGCGCGGCUGCAGUUCGCGCUGAGCCACCGGCCGCGGGUGCUGUCGCCCGUGCUGACGGUGGGCGCGGCGCCGGCGGGCGUCCGGCGGCUGCGGGACAAGCUGUUGUCCGUGGCCGACCACGGCGACAUCUUCCCGGCGCUGCGGCGCGUCCUGCCGCGGUCCUGGCAGACGCUGGAGGAGCUGCUGGCCAAGGCGGAGGAGCCGUGGCUGUCCUGGUGGGACGCGGCGCGGCUGGGCCUGCAGGCCGGCCUGACGGAGGACCGGCUGCACGCCGCGCUGUCCUUCCUGCACGACAGCGGCAAGCUGCUGCACUUCGAGGACAGCCCCACCCUCAAGGACUACAUCUUCCACAACCUGCCGCACUUCACCGCCGUGCUGGACGCGCUGUUCCAGCGGGACGAGGCGGCGCUGCUGGAGCGCCUGCUGGCCGAGGCGGAGGACGAGAAGGGCGACGACGCCGAGGCGGGCCGCCUGCGGCGCCACGUGGACGGCUUCCUGCGGCACGGCGUCCUGCCGGCCGCCGUCCUGAGGCCGCUGCUGCGGCCGCUGGUCCGGACGCCGCAGGACCUGCAGCUGGUGGCGGAGCUGCUGGAGAAGAUGGGCGUCUGCUACUGCGUCAACAAGCCGCGCGGCAAGCCGCUCAACGGCGGCGCCGCCGCCGCCGCCUGCUACAAGUUCCCCGGCCACGUGGGCGGCGAGGAGCCCCCGCCGGACGCCUCGCCGCCACCGCCGGGCCCCGCCCUCUCCGUGGAGCAGCUGCACAUCAGGUACAGCUUCCCGUCGCUGCUGCCGCCCGGACUCUUCGCGCGCUUCAGCGUGCGGAUCGACCGCCACGUGGGCCGGCGCUCCGACGGCCGGCGCCGGAUCCUGGCCUACCGGGGCAAGGUGCCCGUGGUCAUCGCUCUGCGGGACGACGCGCUGUCGGUGGCGAGCCGCGCCGCGCUGCCCGACAUCUGGACGGCGUGGCAGGCCGUCACGCCGCUGCUGGAGGAGCUGGAGCUGCUGCUGCAGGAGUGGCCCGGCCUGCCGUACUGCGUCCACAUCCUCUGCUCCAAGUGCCUGAAGAGCGGCUGCAGCAGCCCGCACGCCUUCCCGGGUGAGCUGCUGACUCAGCCUCGUCCUGAAGGUCUCACUGAGGUCAUUUGUCCAAAAAACGGUUCUGAACGAGUCAACGUGGCUCUGAUCUACCCCCCAACCCCGACCGCACUCAGCCCCGCCCUCCAGUGACGGAAGCCCCGCCCUCCAGUGACGGAAGCCCCGCCCUCCAGUGACGGAAGCCCCGCCCCUGCUGGCUGAAGCCCACCUUCCAGUGAUUGAAGCCCCGCCCUCUGCUUAAUGACGCCCUGCACUUUACUGAGUGAGGCCCCGCCCUCCAGUGAUGAAAACCCCGCCCCCGCUUACAGAAGCACCGCUGUGCGAAGCCCCGCCCCUUGCUGUGCGAAGCCCCGCCCCUUGCCCCUCCUGCUUCAUCAGUGAGUUCAGAGAGAGAACUGGAGGUGUUGCCGUGGAAACGCAGAGCCGCCUGUAGCUCCAGAACGUCUGAUGGUCUCCUUCAUUCUGCAGGUCGGGUCUUUAUGUCCGACGAUGAUCAGGACCAAAAAUGAGCACAACCCCCCCCCCCCCCCCCCCACCCCCCCCCAGGCUCCUCCUCUCCGGCCUUCAGGGCGGAGCGGGUGGAGGAGCUGCAGCAGGACGGCGAGGUGAGCACGGAGCUUUGGCGACAACUUUCAGGACUCUUAUUUUGACUGUGUGACUUUUAAUGUGAAAGGAGGGCUUUUAAUUUGAAAUGACGGCCUUCUGUCUUUUUAUGAGGAAAGUUUGAGAAUAAAAAUCAAAGAAAUAAAAGUCAAGUUUCACCUUCAUCAGAGUUUUUUAGAUGUUUCAACUUUUCAAUAAAUCGUUUUUUACAUUGUUUUGAAAAAAAAAUAUUUUCAAAUUUGGAUAAUUUUUCACUGUUCUUUAUUCUGAAAAGCCAACUCAAACUCACUUUAAUUUUUGUUUUUCCUGAGAAAAGUCUGAUACUUUUAUUCUGUAAAUUUGAUUUUGAUUCUCAAAGUAUAUUUUUAAUAUUUUCACUUUAUUCUGAAAUACUUUGCCUAAUUUUGACCUGUCAAAUAAAUUUAUUUUGAUAAGAUUUUUUCCUGAAAUUUCCCUCUACAUUCUUUUAUUUUGACAUGGUCGAACUUUCACUUUAUUUUUUGUCGUGUUUUUAUUUUGAAAAACCUUAAAAAUCACUGUUUUAUUUAUUGUCUUCAUUUGAACUUUAUUGAGAAAACACACAAUUCAGCUGAACAAGCCACUUUUCUUCUUCCUCUUCCUCCAUCUUCACCUCCUCCUCCUCCUCCUCCUCCGUUCUUUUCUCUGCAUCACAUGUAAAUAAUAUCUUAUUUUUAUAUGCACACACAGUGUGUUCCUUCAGCUUUGACCGUGUGUGUGUGUGUGUCACAGUCCAACUGAAAUUAAACCAAAUAAACAGGAAGUGGCUUUUAUA
Messenger RNA from Salarias fasciatus (jewelled blenny), 4524 nucleotides. It is a transcript of the gene mfhas1, whose product is annotated as multifunctional ROCO family signaling regulator 1. Bases 276 to 3260 code for a protein of 994 amino acids. Gene Ontology annotation, molecular function: protein binding. The transcript has 2 exons. Gene Ontology annotation, cellular component: cytoplasm. The record is from RefSeq and is a predicted model, not a curated record. NCBI's taxonomy places the organism in Eukaryota, Metazoa, Chordata, Actinopteri, Blenniiformes, Blenniidae.